CUCGCGCCUGUUGAGCGCAGGCGGAGGCGGCGGUCGGUCUCAGCUCCGGUGGACAGGAGCCACAUGUGAGUCCAACUCGUCUCUCUGAGAGUUUGACCGGCGGAAGUUUUCUGUGACCUCCGCUGCGCACGAGCACGAGCGCUCGCGGUGUGCGGGCUCUAUGUUCGCUUUGUCGUCACUUUGUGUUUGUGUUCGCCGUGUGUUCGCUUUGUGUUCGCUGUCGCGUGAAGUGAAGCGAUGCGUCCAGAGUGAGACCUGAUGAUGAGGAGCGGCGUUUCUUCACGUUGGAUCGUCUCCUCCGAGGACUGCGGGCGCUUUUUCUUCGUUAGCAGAAGAGAGGAGGGUCUGCACAGCAGGAGGCCUCCCAUUGGCUGUGAUCAGAGGAGACAGCACAGCGAGAGCCUGUGGAACUCACAGUGGGCUGUGAGAUCCCAUCAGCCACCUGGGCAUCCUGGGCGUCCUAGACGGAGACCCGGCCGGGGACGGGAGCGGCUCUGAGGUCGACUCGUCGUGACUGAAAGAUGAGACAACCAGGGUGCAUGAUGGGAUCUUUCCGGCGUCCCAGGCCUCGGUUUAUGAGUUCUCCAGUUCUGUCGGACCUCGCCCGGUUCCAUGCCAGCUCACCUGCGCUGCAGAUCUCCAACACGAGCGUGUGGAACAGCGUCCAAUCAGCUGUGAUCAAGGUGUUCCAGGGCGGAGCGCUGCAGUCUAACGAGCUGUAUACUCUUAAUGAGAGCAUCAGGUGGCUUCUUAAAACUGAGAUGGGCUCUUUCAUCACUGACUACUUCCAGAACCAGCUGCUGACUCGAGGUCUGUCUGAAGUCCUGGAUCGGGUCCUCCUCCACUCAGGUGACGAGCAGCUCAUCAUCCUCGCCAAUGCAUGGGACAGAUUCUUCACAGAGACGCUCCCCACCCUGCAGGCCAUCUUCUACCCUGUCCAGGGUCAGGAGCUCACAGUGAGGCAGAUGGCUCUGUUGGCCUUCAGAGACCUGGUACUGUUAAAGCUCCACCUGGAGGAAGUUCUGGGAACUGCAGCCUCCGUCCCUCCACCUGUCACACAGAUGCUUCUGGUGCUUCAGGGUAUCCAUGAGUCUGGUGGUCCCAGUUUGGAGUAUUACCAGCUGGAGCGUCUGGUGGAGAUUAUCGUGUCUCCGUAUCUCAGCAACGUUCUGCACAACAGAAACCAGCUCCUGUUAGAGUCCCGCCAUUUGCGGACCUCGGGGUCAUUGCUAGGCAACCAGUCCCAGCCAGAGAUCACCAUCACUCAGCAUCACAACUCCUCCGACUCGUCAUCUCUGGCCCCUCUGGUGGAGCAGGAGGGCGAGGCCUACCUGGAAAAGUCAGGUGGCAUACGGCGCCACACGGUGGCCAAUGCGCACUCUGACGUCCGGCUGCUGUCGGCGUCAGGCAGGAUGCACGCUGGGACGGAGACGGACAGCAGGGUAGGGGGGCGUGAUGGAGAUGUGGGGUUUUUGGUGGGGGGCGGGCCGAUGAGUCCCAGGCCAUUCUCCAGCCAACCGGACAUGGUGGAGUCUCCUAGAGGAGGAGUUAUCUGCUAACUGGAGUGGCCAAUGAGUCAAUGGACACGUGAGACAUGAUAUGGACGUGAUAUGGAGGAAAGAAGAGGACAAUUAAACAAAAAUAAGACGGGAACCCGUCGAAAUAACGAACUGAAGAAUGAUGAGAGGAAAUACAAGUUGGAAAAGGAAACAGACCGAAGGACAGGAAACAAACCUGAGCAACAAGAGACGAGAAACAGGAAAACCACAGGAUGAUACAAGAAACAGGAGACAGAAGACAGGAAACUGAAUGGACAGAGGAAGCGUAUAAACUCAUCUGUCCCACAGCUCCCAGCAGGAGAGCAGCCCUGGCUCAGGAUCUGGACUGGGAGGACUCUCUGAACCACUCUGGUGUAAAAAAGCAGCAGUGCUGGUCCAGGAUCAGGCUGUGUGUCUUCAGGUUUGUACUAAUCCUGUGGACCGAGCCGAACUGCAGGUUCUGGUUCUGCUCAGACCUGGAUCUGCUCAGGUCAUGUAAAUAUGUUCUCUUUUAGGAUCGUUGGUGAAAAAUAAAGAUUACCCCUGUAAGAAAUU
Molecule: messenger RNA, 2093 nt
Organism: Chelmon rostratus (copperband butterflyfish)
Lineage: Eukaryota; Metazoa; Chordata; Actinopteri; Chaetodontiformes; Chaetodontidae
Product: proline-rich protein 5-like
Exons: 10
Coding region: 522-1559 (345 amino acids)
Biological process (GO): TORC2 signaling
Cellular component (GO): TORC2 complex
Source: RefSeq, a predicted model, not a curated record